UCCAAUUCAGUGUUAAUUUGGUUCUUGAAGAGUCAACAUCAGCUGGAAGCUGGUUGGGAGCAAACACAGAUAACCGAGAAGCAAACCCCCCUCGAGAAGUGUGAUCGAAAUUUGCCUUGAAUUAUUAUAUGAACUUGAGAGAUUUUAAAGACAAGUGACUAUCUGUUUUCCGAGAGUAACGUUGAAGCAAAAAAAAAAAUCUGCGAAAGUCAAGGUCGGAUAGAUCUUUGCGCGGAGUGCGGCAGUAGCUUGGGGUCGAUAAAGAAGAUCUACAUAGAAUCGGAUUGCAACGCCGAGUUUAUUGAACGAGUUAACACGAGAACCAGAUAUUUUCGCGGGUGAUCCGAAACCGAGAUUUGAUACGAAUACGAGGCGCCUGAUCGUGUGUGUUCGAAGACGUGUGCCGAUCGUUGGACAAUUCAGUUCGCUUACCGCUAACGAAAAGCAAAGGUUGCAAAAAUGGUUCUACGAAGCAAGAGCUUUGCCCGCUACAUUUUCCAGAAUCAGCACAAACUGAUCCAGCAGCUGGUGCAGACACAACAACUACAGAUUCGACUGUGCAGUGGCGGUUCGCAGCAGAUCCAACAGGCGCUACGCGUCGAAGAUGAUGAUAUGCCGAGGAUCUCUCAGGCCGCUCCGGUGGCGGCGCCCUUCCCGAUGAAGAUUGAGCACGCGCCGGACGUCGGUGAGCAGUUCCGGUACUCGGACCUCUCGGUACGAUUAGCCGCUCCGCACCAGCUCUCCCCGAAACCGGACACCGACGAUAUGGCCUUCGGCAAGUACUUCACCGACCACAUGCUCAAAAUCGCGUACCACAAACGGCUCGGAGGUUGGCAGAAACCGGAAAUCACCCCCAUGGAAACGCUAAACCUGCAUCCCGCCGCCAAGGUGUUCCACUAUGCCGUCGAGCUCUUCGAAGGCAUGAAGGCGUACCGCGGGGUGGACGGCCGCAUUCGGUUGUUCCGCCCGGACAUGAACAUGGCCCGCAUGAACAUCACCGCGUACCGUUCGGGACUGCCCACCUUCGACGGGGAGGAACUCGUCAAAGCCAUGUGCCGACUGAUCAUGAUAGAUUCGGAGUGGGUCCCGCACACUGAAUCGGCCAGUCUGUACAUCCGACCCACCCUAAUUGGCAUCGAACCCACGCUGGGCGUGGCCUCGUCGGACUCGGCUCUCCUGUACACGAUACUGUCGCCGGUGGGAUCGUACUUCAAGCCGGGCGCUGGUGGACUGAAGCUGUACGCCAAUCCGAAGUAUACCCGUGCGUGGCACGGAGGCGUUGGUGAUCGGAAGGUGGGGUCCAAUUAUGGGCCAACGAUUCACGUGCAAAGGGAGGCGCUGAAGGAGGGAUGCCACCAGGUGCUGUGGCUGUACGGCGAUGCGCAUGAGCUUACCGAGGUCGGCGUGAUGAAUAUCUUCAUGUUGCAUAUGAAGGAAAAUGGAGAACGGGAACUGGUAACCCCGCCGCUGGAUGGUCUGAUUUUGCCGGGAAUAACACGCGAUUCCAUUCUCCGACUAUGUCGACAGUGGGGAGAAUUCACCGUCAAGGAGGAGAAGUUCACGAUGCCGAUGGUGAAGCAGUUGGCCAAGAAGGGACGGUUGCUGGAAAUGUUCGGCGCCGGCACUGCUGCCGUCAUCAGCCCGAUCGAGCGCAUCGCCUAUAUGGGCGAGGAAAUCCAGGUGCCGACCGAAAGCCACGAAUCGCCCGUGUACCGGCGGCUGUACGACACCCUGACCGGAAUCCAGUACGGCAAGAUCGAACACCCGUGGGCCCCGGUUAUAGACUAAGCGAACGGAGGAGUACCCCCGCAACCCCGCGACGCUGUUCUAUUACUACUUCUACUACUACACUAAUAGGUGAAUCAGCAGUACUAUUUUGUUUUAAACUGUGCAUGAGUGGGAUUUGAGUGUAGGCGCGAGUGCGUAUGAGUGGAUAAGUCUUCCAGAUAUUGUUAGUUAGGUUCCGCAACAAAUGAAUACAGGUUAGGAGAGGAAAAAGACACUCUUAGGUGAGAUAUCGGAAGCGGAGUGGGUGCAUGCUAAGAUGAAGUAAGAUUAGAUUUAGAAGCUGGAAGGAACGUUGAUUUCUUAUGCAGCUUGCAUUGUGUUACAGGACGGGUGGAAGACCCCGAAUAGUGCCAAGCAAAUGGUAGCGAAUCGAUUGUGAUUUUUUUUUGUUUAUACAGUUGUUAAUCUUUAGUGAGUCAUAAUCAAGAUUUCAUUUUCACUACAGCAAAUAGAAAUACUUGUUCUUAAUGUAGAA
Molecule: messenger RNA, 2263 nt
Organism: Armigeres subalbatus
Lineage: Eukaryota; Metazoa; Arthropoda; Insecta; Diptera; Culicidae
Product: branched-chain-amino-acid aminotransferase, cytosolic-like
Exons: 6
Coding region: 460-1788 (442 amino acids)
Biological process (GO): L-leucine biosynthetic process; L-valine biosynthetic process
Cellular component (GO): mitochondrion
Molecular function (GO): branched-chain-amino-acid:2-oxoglutarate transaminase activity
Source: RefSeq, a predicted model, not a curated record